Messenger RNA from Phytophthora sojae, 1575 nucleotides. RefSeq lists its product as hypothetical. NCBI's taxonomy places the organism in Eukaryota, Oomycota, Peronosporomycetes, Peronosporales, Peronosporaceae. The transcript has 2 exons. Gene Ontology annotation, cellular component: centrosome. The coding region runs from base 1 to 1575 and encodes 524 amino acids. The record is from RefSeq and is a predicted model, not a curated record.
AUGUCGCUGUACACGCUCAAGCACUUGCUGAACGACUGUAGUACGCGGCUGUCGCGCACGAAAUGCGCCGCCGACAGGAAACGCGAGACGCUGGAAGAUGUUUGGCGCGCCUUCAAUGACUGGAUCGAGUCGCGCUUCAACCAGGGCAAGGGCGUUCACAUUGCAACAUUUGCGACCAUCACGUGGGAGACCUUCACGAACUCGCGCAACCAGCCCAAGCUGCGCCCCAUAUUCUUCCUGUCCGACACCUUCAUCAAGACUUACGGGCUCUCUCAGCGACGGCCACCGCUGCCCAGCGCCAACUUGGCGUCGCUGGAAGACAUCAACUUCACCAAGAUCGCCAUCAAGUUCUCGCACAACCUCACCAAGGACCUGGUCUUCUGCGCCAUUCGCGACAUGGUGCAGAAGAUCGGCAUGGUAGCGAGCACUGGCGUUCCCAUGUCCAUAGCCUUUAACUUCGGCCGGUUGAUCGCCAAGAACCGCUGCGUCUCCGUGCUGUUCGACCCGCUCAAAUUCCCGCGCGCACUCGAAGACCAGAUCACGCGCUCGAUGAUCAGCAGCCCGCCGUCGACUCUCGGCAACCUCGAGGAGUUCGACAUCUCGCCGGAAGAUGUCGUCGACUAUAACGAGGCGUUCCCACCUCCCGACAAGAACGAAGGCGCGAGAAGAGCUGCUGCCUCCAACAUCGCGUUCCCGACCGACGACCUGGAAGCGCUGCCCACGAACCGCAGCGACCCCGAAAACAUCAUCGGCGGCGAUGUUAGCAUCGAAGAAGAACUGCAAAUGUACGACGCGCUGCUCUCUCCGGGCUCAACCGCCAGCGAUCGCUCGGCCAAGCACCGCGUGAUGGAGUCGGCCUUUAAGCGCCACAUCUCGAAGCUGGCCAACGACGUGGAUCUCGAGGCCAAGUAUGCGUUCGACCAGCAGCUGCAGCAACGGCGCGACUUGGACACGAUGGCGCUCGAGCACAAGACGCGCCGCAUGUGCGCGGAGGACUUGCAGCGGCACCUGCGCGUGCAAAUGCAGCAGCGCGACGAUGCCCUCGCGGUCGAGAAGCACGAGCGCCGCACGACGGACCCGAAGGCCAGCACCUUCUUCUCCGAGAGCGAGCACACGCGCCAGGGAUACGACGACCAGCGCUAUCUGACCCGCGUCAAGGAGCAGCUCAAGCACCAGCUGCAGGACCAGAUCUCGACCAAGGAGCAGGACCGUAUCCACACCAAGGAGAAGCUGCUGCAGGACGACCAGCAGUUCCUGCGCCGCAUACGCAACGAGCUCGACGCGAUCGAGAAGAAGCAGGCGCACGACCGCGAGGAGCUCCGCAAGACGCUCACGGGCUCCUGGAACCGCGACAGCGGCAUGAAGAAGCUCGUCGAGAUCCGCAAGAAGCAGAAGGCGGCCGAGCAGAUCCACCGCGAGGGCGUGGCCGUCGCGCUCACCUCGCGCGACCACUUCCCCAUGCUGCUCAAGCCCGCGACGCCGCGGCCCAUUGCUUCAAGGCAGGAAGACGACUACUCUGUGGGCUUUGACAUCCGCUCGGUCUGCGGAGAGAGAGGCACUCCACAAGCAAAAUAA